AUGGAUGAUGAAGCUUUAGUUUAUAAUCUUUGGCGUAUACGACGUACAUCAUUACAAAUUUGUCAUGAUCGUGGUUAUCUCAUUAGUCAAGAAGAACUUGAUCAAUCAUUUGAGCAAUUUAAAGAUACCUAUGGUGAUAAACCAAGUGAAAAUAAACCAGCUCGAUCACAUUUAAAUAUUUUAGUUGCACAUAAUGAUGAUCCUACAAAUACAUUAAUUGUACGAUUUUGUGAUCAACCUAAACUUGGUGUUAAAGAAGUCAAAGAAUUUUGUAGAAAAAUGGAAGAUGAAAAUCUUACAAGUACAAUACUUGUUGUCCAAACAGGUUUAACACCAGUAGCUCGAGAUGUAAUAUCAAACGAAUUAGAUAAUCGAAAAAUUCGAUUUCAAGUAUUUCUUGAAAAUGAAUUAUUAGUUAAUAUUACAGAACAUACUCUUGUUCCAAAGCAUAUUAUUUUAACACCAGAAGAAAAACAAGAAUUAUUACAAAGAUAUCGAUUAAAAGAAAAUCAAUUACCACGUAUUCAAUCUGGUGAUCCAGUUGCUCGUUAUUUUGGUUUAACUCGUGGUCAAGUAGUACGAAUAACUCGAGCUUCAGAAACUGCUGGUCGUUAUAUAACUUAUCGUUUGGUGACUUAA
Adineta steineri is the source of this 639-nucleotide messenger RNA. The record is from the annotation of a GenBank genome assembly. Lineage: Eukaryota; Metazoa; Rotifera; Eurotatoria; Adinetida; Adinetidae.